GUGUGUCAGUGUCACACUCGCCCAAGCUUGAAAACAGACGACCGCCACGAACAAGUUUAUUGAAUCAGUUAAUUUUCUAUGAAUAUUUAUGUAUUAUAACAGUUAUUUUAAUUAAUCUAAUCAGUACUAUAUAGAACUGCAAACCGAAACAUCAUUACUGUAAACAGAAAUCGAACAUUAUCAACCUUGCAUCAUCAUGCCUCUAUUCAGUGGAAGAUGUUUGAGCACAGCCAAGCUGGUCGGCAAGACUGCGCUUGUCACUGGCUGUAACACAGGCAUAGGGAAGGAGACAGUCUUAGAUUUUUACAAAAGAGGUGCCAAGGUGAUAAUGGCGUGUCGCAGUUUAGAAAGGGCGGAAGAGGCGAAAACCGACAUAGAAACCCGCUGCAAAGAUUUACCAGAUACUGGCAAGAUAGUUCUAGUGAAAUGCGACCUUACCUCCUUGAAGUCCGUUCGAGAGUUCGCACAGAAUGUUCUAGAUACGGAACCACAGAUUAAUAUUCUUGUGAACAAUGCGGGAGUGAUGAUGUGCCCAAAGAGUGAGACCGAAGAUGGGUUUGAGAUGCAGCUGGGAACAAAUCAUUUAGCACAUUUCUUAUUGACCAUGCUUCUGUUGCCGCGAAUCAGGAACAGUACGCCUGCAAGAAUUGUUACUGUUUCUUCUAAGGCCCAUACCAGGUAUGGCAUCAAUUUCGAUGAUUUAAACUACAAGUCCCGAAAUUAUAAUGCCGCCGAGGCGUACUCGCAAAGCAAGCUGGCUAACGUAUUAUUCUCCCGAGAGUUAGCAGCGAAACUAAAGGAACACAACAUAGAAGGCAUAAACACAUACAGCCUACACCCAGGCGUCAUAAAAACUGAACUCGGCCGUCAUUUGAACGAGACUCUUUUCUGGGGAGCGCGACAGAUCAUCGGCUUCGUACUGGCACCUUUCAUAAAGUCGCCGGAACUGGGCGCGCAGACGACAAUAUACUGCGCGGUCGACGAGAAAUGUGCGAAAGAGACUGGCUUGUAUUAUAGUGAUUGUGCAGUAACCAGUCCGGCUCCGAAAGGCUUGAACGACGAAUACGCUAAGAAGUUAUGGGAAAAGUCUGUGGAGUUAGUGAAACUUGGCGACUUCAAUCCUUUCACAGCUGCUGAUCCCGGCGUCAAGACUGUGUAACUAGCAUCUUUAGAAUAUAGACUUUAACCAAAGAAGUCUAAUCCAACCCUUGUCGGAUCAUAAAUAAAUAAUUUGCGUGUUUCAUGA
Molecule: messenger RNA, 1246 nt
Organism: Helicoverpa zea (corn earworm)
Lineage: Eukaryota; Metazoa; Arthropoda; Insecta; Lepidoptera; Noctuidae
Product: retinol dehydrogenase 13-like
Exons: 6
Coding region: 197-1159 (320 amino acids)
Source: RefSeq, a predicted model, not a curated record